GACGAGUUCUACCAAAUUGCCGAUGAGUUAGGAAUACUUAUUUGGCACGACUUUAUGUUUGCCUGUGCUUUAUAUCCCGUCGACAGCCAGUUCUUGGACUCAGUUAACACAGAAGUCACACAACAGGUCCGCCGUUUGCAACACCAUUCGUCCAUUGCUUUGUGGGCCGGCAACAACGAGAACGAGGCGGCGAUCGCACAGUACUGGUGGCCCGAAAUCAUGUUUAAAUCGGAAACAUAUAAAAGAGAUUACAUUAAAUUAUACGUUGAACUCAUCCGUGAAGUUGUGCUCAGAGAAGAUAAUUCUCGGCCAUAUCUAACGUCGAGUCCAUCUAAUGGUUUGGAAACAAUCAAAAGAAAUUGGCUCUCAAGUGACCCCCAAAGCAAUGUCUUCGGAGACGUCCACUUCUACUACUAUCAGCCCCAGGCCUGGGAUUGGAAACAAUACCCGAGCGCUAAGUUUGCCUCAGAAUUUGGUUUCCAAUCGUUUCCUUCAUUGAAAAGUUUAUCAAAAGUUGUCAACACAUCGGACCUCACAUUCCCAUUAAGUGCGGCAAUCGUUGAAAGACAACAUCACACGAAUGGCAACAAUGAAAUCACAAAUUUGAUUGACAAGAAUAUGCGACUCCCAGUUAGC
Molecule: messenger RNA, 636 nt
Organism: Medioppia subpectinata
Lineage: Eukaryota; Metazoa; Arthropoda; Arachnida; Sarcoptiformes; Oppiidae
Source: the annotation of a GenBank genome assembly